Messenger RNA from Plasmopara halstedii, 1281 nucleotides. RefSeq names its product endonuclease exonuclease phosphatase family protein. Gene Ontology annotation, cellular component: cytoplasm; PML body. The transcript has 4 exons. The coding region runs from base 1 to 1281 and encodes 426 amino acids. The record is from RefSeq and is a predicted model, not a curated record. Lineage: Eukaryota; Oomycota; Peronosporomycetes; Peronosporales; Peronosporaceae. Gene Ontology annotation, molecular function: zinc ion binding; 5'-tyrosyl-DNA phosphodiesterase activity; single-stranded DNA binding. Gene Ontology annotation, biological process: double-strand break repair.
AUGAAGCUACGCGUUUUAACGUUUAAUCUUUUCUUCGAUGAAGUGGCGCGCUCCUUGCGCAUGAGGGCAAUCGGUCGAUUAGUUGAACAUUUCCGCCCUGCCAUCAUCGGAUUUCAAGAGGUCACACGCGACGCAUUGACAAUGCUGAAGAAGCAACAAUGGGCCAAGUUUUACGACUGUAGCGUGGAUACGGCACCGCCAUUUCAAGAGACCUAUUUUGUGACUUUAUUCAGUGCAUUGCCCAUCAAAUCACUUGAGACGCACCCAUUUGCAAACACAGGUAUGGGUCGAGAAUUAGUCAUUAUGCAGGUUGAAGUCGUACCAGGAAAGACCCUUUUUGUGGCAACGGCCCAUUUAGAGAGUCUCCCGCAGUUUGCAGAACUCAGAGUUAACCAGUUAAAGGAGAGUCUGAACUUACUGCGAGAUCGAGUAAAUAAUGCUGAAAAUGAUGAGAGUAUCAUAAUUAGAGAAAAGAGAUGCAUUGAUAGAACUUCAAAUAGUGAUUGUUUGGGGGCAGUGUUCAUGGGGGAUACCAAUCUACUUAAAGCAGAUAUGAAGCUGCUUGACCAACGUCUCGCUGCGUUCGCUGAUGUGGAUGUCGAGCUGGCGAAAAGUACAAGAUCCAAGUGUCGGAUUUGUGGGGAUGCCAUUAAGAAAGAGAGCGUGCGUGUAGGUAAAAUGGUGAAAAGUACGGUGUCGGGGAGGAAAAUGCUGGAGAUUCGAGUGUGGUUUCAUGAUAGCUGCUUUUUAAAUGCGGCAUCAACGACGGAUGAUGAGAAAGAGUUGGUGAGACGAAAAGGAAAUCAUUUGCGGGGAAAAGAUCUAGAGCAAUGUGAUGAAGAAAUGGACAUGGCAACAUUGGGUCUGCCAUGCGGUUGGAAGGAUCUUUGGUUGUCUGUGCCUGGCAACACUGAGGAGAACGGGUAUACUUUUGAUGGCACACGCAAUUCUUUGGUGACAAGUCGCGCGUUUCGUAGCCGGUUGGAUCGAAUAUAUUUUUACCCAGCGCCGAACGACGCAACACAAAUGUGUGAAUUUAACGAGAUUGUAGUCGUAGGACAGCAAAAAAUCGCCGACGGUCUAUGGCCAUCGGAUCAUUUCGGAUUGCUCAGCACGUUUACUCUUCAUGAAGAUCAAAACGUUAAUGCAGCUAUUGAGAUCAUGGACCAAUGGGCGUAUCUUUUGUCCGAAAUGAUCGAAUAUCAACCUGCGUUUGAGAAAAAAUCUGGUGCUGCUCAAUCUUCAGCCUCACGAAGAAAAGUCAUAAAAAUUACUGCUUGA